This is a messenger RNA of Metarhizium brunneum ARSEF 3297, 1701 nucleotides long. RefSeq names its product T-complex protein 1 subunit alpha (gene cct1). NCBI's taxonomy places the organism in Eukaryota, Fungi, Ascomycota, Sordariomycetes, Hypocreales, Clavicipitaceae. Gene Ontology annotation, biological process: protein folding. Gene Ontology annotation, cellular component: chaperonin-containing T-complex. The record is from RefSeq and is a predicted model, not a curated record. Gene Ontology annotation, molecular function: ATP hydrolysis activity; ATP binding; ATP-dependent protein folding chaperone.
AUGGCGUCUAUGUUCGAGCAACCCAGGAACGGCACCCUUUUUCUGGGCGGCCAGAAGAUAUCAGGAUCCGACAUUCGUGAUCAGAACGUCCUCGCUACCCAGGCAAUCGCAAAUGUUGUCAAAAGCUCCUUCGGCCCUAGUGGUUUGGAUAAGAUGAUGGUGGACGACAUUGGUGACGUUACCGUUACCAACGACGGCGCCACCAUCCUUAGCCUUCUCGAUGUCGAAGAUCCCGCCGGAAAGAUUCUCGUCGACUUAGCACAGCAACAAGACAAGGAAGUUGGCGAUGGCACCACGUCAGUUGUUCUCAUUGCAGCCGAGUUACUGCGACGAGGGAAUGAGCUUAUGAAGAACCGCAUACACCCCACAACGAUAAUCACCGGCUACAGGCUGGCUCUCCGAGAAGCUGUAAAAUAUCUCAACGAGAAUGUCAGCAUCAAGGUCGAAAAUCUCGGACGCGAGUCCCUCAUCAGCAUUGCCAAGACAUCCAUGUCCAGCAAGAUUAUUGGCGCCGACUCUGACUUCUUCGCCGACAUGGUCGUUGACGCUAUGCAGGCAGUCAAGACCACCAACAACAGAAACGAGACGAAGUACCCCGUCAAAGCCGUCAACAUUCUGAAGGCUCACGGAAAGGGUACUCGCGAAUCGAUGCUGAUUAAGGGCUACGCCCUGAAUUGCACCGUUGCUUCUCAGGCGAUGCCCACUCGAAUCCAGGAUGCUAAAAUUGCCAUUUUGGAUAUGAACCUGCAAAAAGAAAGAAUGAAGAUGGGGGUUCAGAUCACUGUUGACGACCCUCAACAAUUAGAACAGAUCCGGGCCCGCGAGUCUGGCAUGAUUCUUGAGAGAGUCGAGCUGAUUCUCAAAGCUGGAGCCAACGUCAUUCUCACUACCAAGGGCAUUGACGACCUUGUACUCAAGAUGUUUGUCGAACGCGGUGCCAUGGGUGUCAGAAGGUGCAAAAAGGAGGACCUGCGACGGAUUGCCAAGGCCACUGGCGGUACCCUCUUGAGCACACUAUCUGACCUCAAUGGUGACGAGAAGUACGAACCCUCGUACCUUGGCCAUGCUGAUGAAGUCAGCCAGGAGCGCAUCUCCGAUGACGAGUGCAUCCUGAUCAAAGGAACCAAGGCUCACUCAUCUUCAUCGAUUGUUUUGCGUGGUCCCAAUGACUACUCCCUCGACGAAAUGGAGCGCUCAGUACAUGACUCCCUGUGCGCCGUGAAGCGGACCCUAGAAAGCGGCAGCAUUGUUCCUGGUGGCGGUGCCGUGGAAACCGCUCUGCACAUUUACCUGGAAGAAUUUGCCGGCACCGUCGGAUCCCGCGAGCAGCUCGCCAUCGGCGAAUUCGCCCAGUCCCUGCUCAUCAUUCCCAAAACCUUGGCCGUCAACGCUGCCAAGGACGGAGCCGAGCUUGUUGCCCAGCUUCGAUCACGGCACGCCCUGUCACAACGUAUCCAAGAAGGCGACGGCAGCGAGGAUGAAAAGACCAUUGCCAGAAAGAAAGGCUACAAGAACUACGGUCUGGACCUGAUGCGUGGCAAGGUUGUGGAUGAGCUGAAGCAAGGUGUUUUGGAGCCUAGCAUCAGCAAGGUGCGACAGCUGAAGAGUGCCGUAGAGGCUUGCAUCAGCAUCAUGAGAAUUGAUACCCUGAUCAAGUUGGAUCCAGAGCAGCAGGCAGAGGAUGAUGGCCACGGUCAUUAA